Messenger RNA from Penicillium bovifimosum, 204 nucleotides. RefSeq lists its product as uncharacterized. The coding region runs from base 1 to 204 and encodes 67 amino acids. The record is from RefSeq and is a predicted model, not a curated record. Lineage: Eukaryota; Fungi; Ascomycota; Eurotiomycetes; Eurotiales; Aspergillaceae. The transcript is spliced from 2 exons.
AUGCCUCACAAAGUCAACGACUCAAACUCCACGCUAGCCAGCAGAGGCAGCAGCACCGACCAAGUCGGAGCCCCCAAAGUCCGGAAUCUGACUAGUGCAGCAGCCAAUCCAGCCCGCAAACCUCCAGUGGUCAUACACAACAAGGGCGGCCAAAUAUACGAUGAAACGCGUCCAUCGGACUGGGACAAACAACGCUGGAAAUAG